AUGAAAACUGGCGCCGGUUUAAUGAGCACGGACAAGGGAAAUCCAAGCACCGACACCGACAUAUCUAAGAUAUUUAAGGUGAUGUCCAUAAUAACGGUUUUCAUGCUUCUCGAACUGUGGGGUCACUGGCACAGCAACAGUUUGUCAUUGUUGGCCGAUUCUGUGCACCUGCUCGUGGACAUUCUGGGCUUUAUGGUGAGUCUUAUCGCGCUGAGCUGGACAAAAAAGAAAACAAACUGUAGGAUGACGUUCGGAUACCAUCGAUAUGAAGUGAUUGGUGCCUUGGUUUCGAUCCUGUUCAUAUGGGCAGCUACAGCAUAUUUAAUCCAGGAAUCGGUCAAGAGAUUUUUAUAUCCCCAGAAGAUCAACGAGAAAAGUUUUAUGCUCGUGGCCACGGUUGGUUUUGUCGUUAAUCUUUUCUGUCUGCAUUCACUUCGCCACGGACACAACGAAAAGCACGUGUCAACCAAUUUAAACAUGAAGGCCACCUACGUGCACAUCAUUGGUGACCUAAUACAGUCCUGUGGCGUGCUCCUGGCCAGCGCACUUACGUUUUUCUUUCCGAAGAUAGUGUUCUUCGAUAUUGCGUGUACUUUUGUGUUUGCAUUUAUCGUUCUUGUCUCAACGUUGCUUGUUGUUGGCGAGGCCCUCAGCAUCCUUGUUGAAUCGGCACCCAGGAAAAUUCCGGUAAAGAACGUUCACAACGAUUUGCUAGAAUUGGACAAGGUGCUGGAGAUACUUGACCUGAAGGUAUGGUCUGUAGGUGUGAACAAACACGCAUGCAUGGCAGUUCUGCUCUGCGACAACAUUCUCACUUUCGAGUAUGAGAUGAUUUUGAUGAAGAUCAAGGACAUAUUGAACGAAAAGUAUAGAUUUAGUUAUUUAGCGGUGCAGAUUGAGACUAAGAACAUGAGGGCCAAGUACGAUGUGAUUGUAUAGGACGAAAGCUGGGUUUGCGCGAGGAAGAAACUGAGGACUUGCAUGCAUAUGCUGUCUUGUCGCGCACCACUGUGCUCCAUGGCGG
Messenger RNA from Vavraia culicis subsp. floridensis, 1024 nucleotides. RefSeq names its product cation diffusion facilitator family transporter. The record is from RefSeq and is a predicted model, not a curated record. The transcript has a single exon. Gene Ontology annotation, molecular function: zinc ion transmembrane transporter activity. Gene Ontology annotation, cellular component: plasma membrane. Bases 1 to 939 code for a protein of 312 amino acids. Gene Ontology annotation, biological process: zinc ion transmembrane transport. NCBI's taxonomy places the organism in Eukaryota, Fungi, Microsporidia, Pleistophoridae.